Molecule: messenger RNA, 4121 nt
Organism: Paramuricea clavata
Lineage: Eukaryota; Metazoa; Cnidaria; Anthozoa; Malacalcyonacea; Plexauridae
Source: the annotation of a GenBank genome assembly
AUGAGUCGAUUUGUUUUUAACAUAAUUGAAGACACCGCGGGUGAUACAGAUCUUUCCAACGCUGGACAACCUAAACCUGGAAAGGAUGGCAGUGAUGAAAAAAAUAAUCAAGGUAUGUCCGUCUUUAUUUUGGUUGGUUAUUUGAAUUUUUUCAAUUUUGAAUGUUUUUAACGUUCAUUGAAGACAAAAGCAAUCAAGGAACUUCUCCUAGUCCUGACCAAAUAAUCUUGAAUCUUCAAAGUCUUUCGUGGCUGUUUUCGAUGGUAUUUCUUCUUUAUAUUUUUUCUUUAUAUUUUAUAAUUUGCUUUCCACGGCAGGCGGCCGGAGGCGGCAUACUGUUUUGGUCGUGUUUCCACAUUUCCACAGCAUGACAUCAUAACGCUAAUAUGAGUUUUUUAUGUCAAAUUUAUUACCUUACUCUGUUUAAAAUUACCGCGUCAAAACCCCAUAUUUGUCACCGAUUUCACCGUUAGCUGUAGCCUAUCUGUAAUCAUGAAUGUUACUGCAUGCAAAUAAUCUUGAUUUGAAAAAAGAAACAAUUUAUUUUAACUGAAAUUUUUGACGCCAGAGCAACCAAUACUUUUGUUUUUAUUUUUAUUUAACCAUUGUGUAAUAUCAUGAGCGAAAAAAACAAUACACACACGACGAUGAACCAACCACUUUUUCAUAAAAAACAUGGAUAAUAGGGAGCUUAAGGAGGCUCCCUACAGUUGCGUGCGGGAUCUUCACGUAACUAUCCCACGCAACCGCAUGAUCAAAACAAAACAAAAUUUUCUUUUAAAAAAAAAAGCUAUUUCUGAAAGGUUUCUAAUGGGAAAAAGCGUUGAAUAAUACUUCGUUUUGAGUGCCAAAUUACUUGCGAGUCUAUACAGCAAUUCUACAUAUGAUACGAAUACCACUAGACCAAAAAAAGCUACGAAACAAUAUGUUUUAAUGUUUUAAUACAUUGUCAAGCAUAGACUUGUUAAACAAGAAUAACUGUAGGGAGCCACCUUAAGCAAGCGACGUUUUUGUCAACACGGACGUCAGAUUGCCGAGGGGGACUGGAUUAAAGACUGUGUUUGUGUCAGUUUGUAGUAAUCUUUUUUAAUAUUUUUCAUAGUUAUGUACGGUAUAUGCAUGUCUUCCUUGUAAAAUAGUUUAUUUAGUUCAGGACCUUUCUGAAAAUCACCUUGUGAGAAAGCUUCCUGAAAUUAAAUAUUAAUUAAAAAAAAAAAAAUCUUCAACCAUAGCCUAUCUGUGAAACUCAUUAGAAUAACAAUAUUUAACAGUUAUUCUACGAACUCGAGUCGAAUAUGAGCUGAUAGCCGAUGAGGCGCGUAUAUACACAAGGUCUGAAUUCACAGACUUUUUCGGAUAUUUUCGGAUGAAUUCACGGAUAUUUUCGGAUAUUUUCAAUAUUUUUCUAUUUUGUUUAUGUUUUUAUUUUCGCUCUUUCGGCCGAUUGUUUUUUCCAAAAUAUAUAUUUUUAACCAUUUUAAAUUUUAGAAAUUCAUUUCCUAACCUGUAAACAAUUUGUGGGAGUUUUUUUCAUUGUGUUUUUAAUCCUGAAAGGGCUAUAAAAAGCGAACAACUUGCCGUUUUCUCGUUCGCAAAACAUCAGAAAUUCAAUUUUGGCCGCCAUUUUGUUUUUCUGUACUAGCAGGAUAUGAGCUAAUAUCCUGCUAGUACAGAACCAAUCAGAUUGCAGAAUACCUCAUAUCCAGACCUUGUGUAUAUAAUAAAACUCAUUAUCUUUGUUAGUCAACGUUUAUUCAUAAAUCUAGUCCUUUCACCGUCACGUGUGUAUUGUAUUUUUACCAAAUCCGUCAAUAGCAAUUUGCAGUUUCCAUACUGUUCGAGUCACGGAUAGGUGACUUUCCUUAAAACAUUGUUAUUGGUUAGUUGGGCAAAAAUAAAAUACAAUACACACGUGAUGGUGAAGGACCAGAUUGAAUUGAUGAAUAAACGUUGACCAACAUAGAUAAUGAGUUAUAUUGUUAUUCUAAUGAGUUUCACAGCCAUCUUCCCUUCGAUAGGCUUAAGCUCACUUAUGAGGUCUAUUAUGUUUGCAUCGAGUUUCUUAUAACCUUAUUCUAUCGACUAUGAUGAAAUAAUUUCCACUGUAAUUUUCGUAUUUCUAGGGCCAAAACCUUUGAGCAGAACGCCAGACUCAAGUCAUUUUGCUGUCGUAUUUUUGGUCAUGAUCGCCCUGCUAUUUGGACUGUACGCCUUGUACCAUAACAGACAAAAGGUAGGCGAAUGGACUGAUUCUAUAGGGUUUCCACGGGCUUGGGAAAUCCUGGAAAGCCCUUGAAUUUGAAAAAAAUAAAUGCAGCUCUGCAUGGAAAGUACUUUAUAAAUUGGUGCAGGUCUUUGAAUUUCUUUCCAAUUGUGCUGAUAAUACUUGAACGUCAUUUAGACUAUUGAUUUUCUUAUUACAUGCUGGGGCUGGUUGUUUAAAGGUGGAUUAGCGCUAACCCUCGGUUAAAAUUUAACCAGCUGUUUUAGUUUGUAUUUCUACACGUAUGUUUAUUUCGAAACUUCAGAGAAGAGAACUAUCGAUCCAGACAAGAUCUCUGAAGAAAUAUUUCCAAAUUUAUAUAGACAAGCUGUUCUGCUAUUCUAUACCUCUGUAAACUAGAACAAUUAUAUGGUAUAGUAACUGGGCAUGUGAGUUGUGAAUUGGAUAUAAACAAACGUGGGUAAAUAACGUAAAUUUGAGUAUUCUGGAUCACUGGGGGUACAUUACCUUAUUCAUUGUAAGUUUUUUAUGUUAAAAUGUUUUGCAGUGUAACAUGCUGGCACAUAAUACAUCAUUUAGAUGAUAAUUUUUAUUGUUUUUCUACGUAGAUUAUAGCAGUUGUCGUCGAAGGUCGAUCUAUAAAUGGUCGUGGAGGUCGUGAACGAUAUAGGAAACUGGACAGUGAAUCCGGACUGGAACCUGAAGCGAGAAUAAAGAACAGUAAUGAAGUAUAUGUAUACUGAGUUGCCGUGACCCCCUCCCCCCGGAUAUAACUAAGAUCUUUGAAAAUACACCACACUACGCUGUGUAUAAGUCUCGCCAUUUGACCUUUAACUGAAUUGAGUAUUUCUUAUGUUGAGUAUUUCUUAUGUUGAAGACAAAAACCAAGGCUGUUUUACACUAUUAAAGUUUUUGUGAUCACAGUAGAAAUUUUGCAUAGCUAAUUUUUAAGUCUUGAAGGAUUUGCAAGAAAUGUUUGAAGAAACUGAUUCAUUGUUUGCUACCUGCCAGUAAGUUAUCUAGCAGAGAUUCCUUACAGAUUUCUCAAAACCAUUGUGAUCACAUAAACGUUUAUAGUGUAAAGCAGCCUUAAAACAGGGCUUUCAAGAUAGUUCAAAAUUUAAACUCAGAGUUCGUUUGUAGUUUAGGGUUAAUGUUAUGGUUGGGACUGAGUUUAGGGUAAGGAUUUUUCAGAUCAAUGUAACACGGUUCCCGUCACCACCUGCCCACAUACACACCGCCAUUUUUGGGUGGCUUUUCAGCCGAAGUCUGCAAGAUAAGUCAACAUAACAGCGACGUUUUAUAAUUUUUUGGACAAAUGAUGGUAAAUUUGCUUUGUAGAUAAAUGGUUAGUUUAUUUUGAAAAAUUGAUUAUCACGUUGUUUUAAUUGUCUGCAUUGCAGUUAACGAGAAUUAGAUGCCACCGUACCCAAAAAUGGCGGAUAUUCGUCAUCGUGAGAAAGGCUAAUUUAGUCUUUCUCACGCCGCCAUUUUUGGGGCACUGUAAUUUUUCGUAAACGAUUAAAACAAUGUGAAAAGCAAUAUUUCAGAACAAACUAACUAUUUACAGAGUAAAAUCACCAUCGUACACCCAUAAAAUUAUAAAAUGUCGCCGUUACGUCGUGUUACGCUUGCAGGAUUGGCAAAAAAGUACCCCCAAAAAAGCGGCGUGAGAAAGGCUAAUUAAAUUCAACGAUAGUGGGACGUAUGAAACAGGCCUAAAUUUAUAACAAAAUUAUUAUUUAAAGUUACUUUGAAAUGUAUUAAUAUUAUCCAGUACGAGUUUAGUUUUACAAUAGAUUUGAUAUAUCAUAUAAUUUAUAGAUGAUCAACAGUAAAUUUGUAUAAAUAGAUAAUAGAAAUUUUGCUUUUUUCUGAUUGUAAUUUGUUUCCUUCU